AUGUGUAGUAGGUAGACAUGGCGAGUGUUAAUUUGGGUGCAUGACGAUUAUUGCAUUAGAAUUACAUUAUUUUAUUAAGUGCAAAGUGAUUUUGCUACAUAUUACUCUUUUUUUAGUUAUAUAGAUUAUAUGUGAACUAUAAAAAUGCAGAAUGUUGGACAGGAUAAUACUCCCGAUAACAAGAAGCUAGAUAAAGUGAAUGCCCAUGAAAUAGGGAAAUCGUCAACUCCCCAGUCUUCGAAUUCGAGUCCUACCAAAUCGGACACUGAUCCAUUUUCUGAAAUAAACCCCAGGUUUUUGUCGGAUUCAUCUGAAAGUGAAGAAGAGGAAUCGUCUGAGGUAAAUUUCUGUAAUGUAUCCCACAUAGUGCCGUGAGUUGGUCUGGGCGAAUAGAUUCAAUGAACCUGAGCCAGACAUCUUGUAACUUAGUCAUAGUUAUACAUUUUAAUCUAUUUCUUUUGACGAUUUCUUAGUUAUUUAGGUUUAAUAAUAACCUCAAUAGUUUUAUUUGAUGUAUUUACAGUAUACUAUAUAUAAGUGGAGGGGCAAGUUUUAAUAUGGGAACACAAAGGCAUGAAGGCCCAUUAGCCAAUGCCCUAACCAUUUAUGAGUAGCUAUUUUUUAAAGAUAAAUGAAUUAUAGUUCAUUUAUUUUAUAGUGUGAGUCUGUUUGUAGAACCUGUAAUAAUCUGUUGUACAUUAAUUAUAGUUCUCAAAUAAUUAUGUUUUUAUGUUGUCUGAAGUUUUUUCUUCUUGUAUUUUUGGGGUUAUAUUUAUUAAUGUGUGAAUUUUAUGUUUUGGUGAAAAAUUCUAUUUAGUGCAUAUGAUCUUUUUAUAUUGUGUGUAAAGGUUAAUACUUGGUUAGUUCUUGUUUUUCAGUUCUUUUUUUUUCUUUUUGUCUUGCCUUUUUUUAUAGCCAUGCUUUUUUCUACCAAAACAAACAAUAUGUUUGUCAGUCAUUUUCUUCCCAUUAAUAGUAGACAAUUUUUUAUUAGGUAUCUUAAAUUUUGUUUUUCUUGAGCUACACAGUUUAGCUAACGUGAGCUAUUCAUUAGCCUUUAGUCAGAUGUGAAUGUCUUAUCUUCUUGAUUAUUUAAAGGUUUGAAUGGUGGAGUCCUUUGUGAUAGGGGAUUUGGAGGAGCCCGAAGGCAGGCUUCAAUCUUCUAAGUUUCUAUUAUCUCAGGAAGAUGUGGAUCCUACGGUUGACCCAGAAACUCAGGCUAGGCUCGAAGCGCUUCUUGAGGCAGCAGGUAACCUUAGCGCAAAUAUAUAUCCCGUACCCUCUUGUUGACCCCCAACUCUUUUGAAAUGUUUUGUUUUUCAGGGAAUAAUGGGAUCAAUAAUAGAAAUCAAUCAAAGCCUAAACUGCCGAACUCGUUUUUGAGGCACAUUAAAGGUUUAUCAAAUUGUAAAUAUCUGAAUAAAACUCUUUUUUUUUUAUUUGUAUUUUGUGAUUGUGAGGUUAUGAUGUUUCAGAAUAGUAUGUGAUUUUACUUUUUUUAUCAAGGGAGUCUUGUUGGUUACUAUUAGUGCCCAAUGGUUUACAAUUAUUUGGUUUCUGUAGGUCUUCAUUUACUGCUAGAUUGUUGUUGAUUGACAUAUGUUUUUGUCUUCUGUAUACAAUAUUAUAAGUUUCAUGUUUUCUUUAUAGUAUCGGUAUUGUUAAAAUAAAGCUGUUCUCACUUUUCUAAAGGUCUAGAGAACUUAUUAUUUUAUUAUUAAAUGGCAGUUAAAGUUAUAUAAAACUCAAAAAGGUCUUAGAUUUCCUUUGCAUCUGAGGUAUAUUCAGGCUUUCUUAUUUUCUCUCAUUCAUGAAUUAUGCUAUUGUCAAUGAACAUGAAUCAUACUUAAAAAACAAAAUAGAAAGGGUGGUACAAGGUAUUCUAACGUGAUGUUAAAAUUACAUUCGGUAUUAUUAUGUUAUCCAUUUUUUAGCUUGUGUUUUAUUCAAUUUUCUUUAUCUAUUAGGUAUUAUGUCCAAACGCUACAUAAUUUUCUUGCCAAGUUUUUUUUUUUAUAGAUUAAUUUAUUCUUCAAAUAUUAUUUAUCCUUAAUUAACUAAGCCUCCUUUUUUUUUAUUUUGGAAAAGAUCAUUUGUUUAAUUGUCAUUUAUCACUUAAAGUUUUAUUCCCCUUCUUUACACUAUUUUUGUAUUAGCUGCUCUAACCUAUCCUGUUCUCAAGUGCAAUUGCCUAUAACUUCCCUGUAUUUUAUGUUUUAUAAGCACUUUGUGAUUGUAAUUCAAGAUAUAUCACAAUGAAUUUUUUUUUUUUAGUUAUAAUCUUUUUAGAUAAUUUAUAUAUUGAAUAUUUAAAUAUAAAUGUUAGUAUAUAGAUUGCCUAUUAUAUUUAUGGUAAUUUUCUCAAAGACGUAUCAAUAAUGUGCAACCUCAGAAGAAAUAAAACGUGGAAAUUAAUCUUUUUUUUUUUUUUAACUUCCUAGUUGUUAGACUAAAUUUUUAAUGCUUGCUGUUGAAUGUAAACCUUCUGUAGAGUUUUCUGUUGGAUUGUUUUUGUAAAUCUUCUAUUCUUUUUCUUUUUUCAAAGUUAAUUUGUUAUCGUAUCUUAUUUUGAGGUUGCACUUAUAAGGCCAUAGAUUAGUCAUUGUUUAGGAUGACAUGCUCUAACACGCCGGUUGCUCGCGCUAGGUAUAGGGAAGCUGGCAACAGGGGAUGGUAAACAACUGGCUGACCCAGAAGUACUCAGAAGGCUAACGUCGAGUGUUUCCUGUGCCCUCGAUGAGGCAGCAGCAGCCCUCACGAGGAUGAGAAGUGAGAACAAUCCCAGACCACAACCUGAAAGGUCACUCGUUGAAGCAUGUACAGAUGGUGAUGUGGGCACAGUAAAAAAGUUACUGACCGAAGGUAGGAGUGUGCAUGAAACUACUGAAGAAGGGGAAAGUCUUCUAUCCUUGGCCUGUUCUGCAGGAUAUUACGAAUUAGCUCAGGUCCUUCUUGCGAUGCAUGCUAACGUCGAAGACCGGGGGAUCAAAGGUGACUGUACUCCUUUAAUGGAAGCAGCAUCAUCUGGUUAUGUUGACAUUGUGAGGCUUUUGAUACAUCAUGGUGCCGAUGUCAAUGCACAGUCAUCAUCAGGUAACACUCCCCUUAUGUAUGCUUGUGCCGGUGGUCAUGUGGAUGCCGUUCGUGUGCUUCUUGAAGCUGGAGCUAAUGUUGAAGACCACAACGAAAAUGGUCAUACACCUCUUAUGGAAGCAGCGUCAGCUGGUCAUGUUUCUGUAGCCCAGGAACACAAAACUGAUGAAAUGCAUACAGCUCUGAUGGAAGCGUCUAUGGAUGGUCACGUAGAAGUAGCACGGCUUUUGUUGGAUUCAGGAGCUCAAGUGAACAUGCCCACUGACAGUUUUGAAUCUCCAUUAACACUGGCAGCUUGUGGUGGGCAUGUCGAUCUUGCACUGCUGCUCAUUGAAAGGGGGGCAAAUAUUGAGGAGGUGAACGACGAGGGCUACACACCCCUCAUGGAGGCUGCAAGGGAGGGACACGAAGACAUGGUUGCUGUCCUCCUCGUCAAGGGUGCAAACAUCAAUGCCCAAACUGAAGAAACUCAAGAAACAGCAUUAACCCUUGCCUGUUGUGGAGGUUUCCUUGAAGUGGCCAAUUUCCUUAUUAGGAAUGGUGCUGAAAUAGAACUUGGAGCAUCGACACCACUUAUGGAAGCGGCUCAGGAAGGGCACUUAGAACUAGUCAGGUAUCUCUUGGAAGCGAAUGCUAAUGUUAAUGCGCAAACACAAACAGGCGAUACAGCUUUGACCUACUCCUGUGAGAAUGGUCAUACUGAUGUUGCUAGGCUGCUUCUUCAGUAUGGUGCAGAUUUAGAGCACGAAAGUGAAGGAGGAAGGACCCCCUUGAUGAAGGCUUGCAGAGCAGGUCACCUUUGUACGGUCAAGUUCCUUAUCCAGCACAAAGCCAAUGUCAAUAAGCAAACAACUAACAACGAUCAUACUCCUCUCUCGUUGGCGGCAGCAGGUGGUCACAUAGCUGUUGUUGAGCUCCUCCUUGCGAACAAUGCCAACCCCUUUCAUAAACUGAAGGACAACUCAACAAUGCUGAUUGAGGCAGCUAAAGGAGGACAUACUAACGUAGUGCAGCUAUUACUGGACUACCCCCAUUCGAUAAUGAUGAGCAAUGCACAACAAGGGCAGCAGGUGGCCAACGCGGCAGGGCCCGCUGGAUUCCAUGACGUCCCCGACACUGUCAGGGCUCUGCCUCCUCCGAUAGCAGCCGAUCAACAACCUGAUACCGCCAACACAGCCAAGCAGCCUCCAACCAUAACCACUACAUCCAGGGUAGAAAUUAUUAAUGGUAAACAUAUACCUAUUCCUGGUCAAAAAUCCCUGCUUCGAAAGAACAGAGCAGUUAACACAAUGGAAGUAAGUUCUCUUACUUCGCCAGAAGUUCAACAGGUGAGAAAUGAGCCUGGAGAUGGUGGAAUUAAAGAAGAACCAAUAAAAAAGGAAAAAACUCAACUCCCUAAAGCUCCCCUUUCUCUCGAAACCUCACAGUUUAUUCAGAGGCAGCAGAUUGUAGAAGAGCUUCAAAGGGUAGAGGAGGAACUGAAAGAGAAAGGUACUGUCCUCGACGGCGGUCCGAUCUCCCCCACUUCUGCCAUUACCAGCCUUCUCAGCCCGACAACUCCACCUGGCCCCCCACCUCCAUCAAUACCUCAGCAUGGAAUUGUUUGUCCUGGUGGAAACAUGUAUGGGGUUAGCCAACAACAGCCGAGUGCUUUAUUGGUACCUCAACAACCUCCUCAGGCAACAAUACACCAACCAAUCACCACACCUGCAGAUGUAGUCCAGGCGACUGCCAUAAGUGAUAGACCCAAAGCCAAACCUACUUGGAAGAAAGAAGGGAGCAAAGGCGUUCGAAAGCAGGUUGUUUCAUUCCAGCCUUCAUUACCUCAGCAGGGACAGUAUUUUGACCACUCGACCAUUCAGCAAUUAAAGCAACUUGCUUAUAAGCCUGAGCCUGAAACUAUCCUCGGAUACCCUCCCCUCACUGGGGAGGCGUGGGCUAAGGCCGCCCCUGGUGCCCCACCUCACCUCCACGAUCAGUCCGCUCUACAUCUACACCCCGACCCACAGAGGCUGUCAUCCGAGUUGAAUGGACUUGAGAUCCCGAGGCGUUGCCCAAUAUUAACCGAUGAAGAACCAAUGUUCGACCUAUCUCGUAGUAAAUUAGACCAGGAACCCCUAGACCCUCUCAAUUUAGACGAUGUUGUACCCGGAAAUCUUGGGAGCAGUGAAAGAGAUAGGAUAAGGUACAAUAAUCCUUCUUUCAUUGCGGGUGUUGAAGCAGCCUCCAAGCUCAUGAGUGGUCCAGGCAGUGGAACUCCAUUUCAGGUGGUUCCCACUGAACAUGUCCCUCUGCAGAUGAUGCCUACAGAACAGGGGACUCUCCAGUAUCUGUGUGCAGCCGCUGCGGCAACUGCACCGCCACCUGCUCCUCCCACACAACACCUUCAGAGUAUGGCUUACAACUCAGCCCAAUGCCCUGGAGCAGUGGAGCAGCCCCCUGAAAAACCGAGACCUGGGCAGUACCACCAGCCGCAGCUUCUCCUCAAGGCCCCUCCGCCUUGGGUGAAACCUCCAGAGAGCGGAGGACAGGUCGCUACGGCUACGCAAACAUCCCCCGGCCCCGAGGCCCCCAAGAAGGCCCCUGCUCCUCCACCUAACAAAGGAAAGAAAGCUCGCUACCAACUGCAGCAGAAGGCCACGCAGGCUCCCCCGCUUGCCCCGGAUUCCAGUCAAAUGGGAUACCCAGGAUGUGAGGGCGAGUCUACACCAGGUCUUGCUCCGCCAUUCUGUAUGGAUGUAGAUUCAGCAACUGAUAGUAACAAUGAUACUGCCCUUACGUUAGCAUGUGCAGGAGGUCAUGAAGAAUUAGUUCAAUUACUUCUCUCAAGGGGAGCAAAUAUAGAACAUAGAGACAAAAAGGGAUUUACUCCUUUAAUCCUUGCUGCCACAGCGGGUCAUGAAAAAGUGGUAGAAAUCCUAAUGAACCAUUCUGCUGACAUGGAAGCUCAGUCAGAAAGAACUAAAGAUACUCCUCUAUCUUUGGCCUGUUCAGGAGGUCGAUAUGAAGUGGUUGAGCUUCUCCUGUCCAAGGGAGCAAACAAGGAACAUCGUAACGUUUCUGAUUAUACUCCCCUGAGCUUAGCUGCUUCAGGAGGUUAUGUUAAUAUUAUCAAGCUUUUGCUGACACACGGUGCCGAAAUCAACUCCAGGACUGGCAGCAAGUUGGGCAUUUCUCCUCUAAUGCUUGCUGCUAUGAAUGGACAUACAGCGGCUGUAAAAUUACUGUUAGAUAUGGGUUCGGAUAUAAAUGCCCAAAUCGAAACCAACCGAAAUACUGCAUUAACCUUAGCCUGCUUUCAAGGAAGGCAUGAAGUUGUGAGUCUCCUUUUAGACCGAAGAGCCAAUGUUGAACACAGAGCAAAGACUGGACUGACACCACUCAUGGAGGCAGCCAGUGGUGGCUAUGUCGAAGUAGGACGUGUUCUUCUUGAUAAGGGCGCUGAUGUAAAUGCACCUCCUGUACCCUCGUCUCGAGACACAGCGCUCACCAUAGCUGCUGACAAGGGCCACUGUCGAUUUGUUGAGCUACUUCUUAACAGAUCGGCCCAAGUGGAAGUCAAAAAUAAGAAGGGAAACUCUCCAUUGUGGUUAGCUGCUAAUGGUGGCCACCUUGCUGUAGUGGAACUUCUAUAUAAUGCAGGCGCUGAUAUAGACUCCCAAGACAACCGAAAGGUAUCUUGUCUCAUGGCUGCAUUUAGGAAAGGUCAUGUUAAGGUUGUUAAGUGGAUGGUCAAUCAUGUAACGCAAUUUCCCAGUGAUCAGGAAAUGACUAGGUAUAUCUCAACAGUGAAUGACAAAGUGAGUGAGCUUCUUGAAAAAUGUCAAGAAUGUACAAAAAUUAUAAGAGCAGCAAAAGAUCAGCAAGCAGCCAAAGCAAACAAAAAUGCUACCAUCCUUUUAGAAGAAUUGUACAUGGAGAAAACAAGAGAAGAAAGUAAAAGGGCUGCAGCAGCAAGACGGAGGGAGAGAAAGAAGAAGAAAAAACUGGAGAAGAAAGAAGAAAAACGGAAACUACAAGAAGAAAACCAGAAAAAUGAAAGGUAUGCGAAUACACCAGCUGUAGAAGAAGAUGAAGAAGAACCAGAGAUAGAGGAUGAAGAUAAACCUGAUAUUAAAGUCAAAGUAAAUGAAGUGAUUGAAUCUCCUGCUCGAGCUGGUGAAGGUGAGGAAGGUGAUAGUGGAAUAGAUGCAAAUUCUCAAGGCUCAUGUUCCUCUAAUGAAGUGAAGGCAGGAGCUGGCAGGCGGAAGGAAAAGAAGAAGAAGAAGCCGCCUCCUGGGCAGCAGCAAGUGAUAACCAAUCCAAACACAACUUCAGUUCCAUCCACUUCUACCAAACCUUCAGAAAAUGAAAGGCGGAAUGUAAAUAAUAUCAAUAGCAACAAAAGUUCUGUCACCCCUAGCAGUGGAAUGUCCAAGAGCCAUGAGCCUGCCCUUACCAAAACUGAUAAAAGAGAAGAGAAAGGAGGAAGUGGUGGAGGCAGAGGAAAGAAAGGAGGUGGAGGUCUCGUUUUUGAACCAACGAGGCACCCUGCCGAAAGAGAGGACUUUGAAGCUACUGGUUCUGAUUCUUACCUACCAGCCACUAAAGGGAAGAAGAUCUCAUACAUGUCCUAUUGUGAUGAUAUGAUCACGCCUUCCAAAGGCAGUGCAGGAGGUGUGAGUGCUAGCUCUUCAAGUCCAAAGCAAGGUGGCAAGCGCGAUGAAGGAUGGAAGGAAGUUGUCAGAAAGUACCUCAAUUCACCUUUCCGAUCAAAAAAGGUUUCAGUUCCUCUUAAUGCUAUCAGUAGAGUAAUAGGUAGAGGAGGUAGUAAUAUCAACGCGAUUCGAACCGCGACAGGAGCCCAUAUCGAAGUUGAGAAGCAGAGUAAAGGCCAGGGCGAACGUAUCAUCACUUUGAAGGGUUCGUCAGAAGCUACCAAGCAGGCUCAUUCCUUAAUAGCUGCUCUCAUUAAAGAUCCUGAUGUUGAUAUCCUUCAAAUCCUACCUAAGUCAGCAAAAUCAGCUGCGGCUGUUUGGGAGAAGUCAGUUAAUACUGCUAAAUCUAAGCCUAGCAAUAAGACAUCCCAACCUAGUGCAAUAGUUUCAUUGAGUAAUAAAACUACUACCUCUGGAGUAUUGACCAGUGUUGCUCCUUUAAUAGCAGCUAGAAGUUCCGCUUCCUCUUCAUCCAGUAGAGUGACAGCACCUCGUCUUGCUUCUCAUGUUGGAAAGAGGCAAGCUUCGACGCCUUCCUCAACUAGCACCAAAACAACUAUGUCAUACACAGGCGCUAUCAUGACAUCUGGACGAGGAGGUAGUGGUACAUCUGUUCCUAUGAACACUAAUAGCAGUAGUGGAAAACAGCCCGCCAGUGCGGUAACACAAACUUUUGCUGCCAAGCUGACCGAGCCGUCUCCACCACAGCCUCAGCCGCAGCAGGCUGCAACGCAGCCUUCCACCGCUCCAGCUGCAACUAGUAUUGUAACGGAGGCAGUGGUGAGGCCGCCGUCGCCACCAGCCGCGCUGCCCCCCACUCCAUCCCCACCUGCAGCCUUACCACCUCCUCCUCCAACGCCACAAAUUAGCCUUGCUCCUCCUUCCUCAGCUGCAGUAGCUCCAUCCAUCGCCUCUGCACCCUCCACCACAGCUACGCUGGAAUAUUCUCUCUUCAAUGACACCUUUACAAAGGUGGCACAACAGUCAAUGUGGGGUGGUAGGGAAAACGACUGUCAAAAAGGUAUUAACUUUGCCAGUGUUGCUGCAACUGGAGCACCUAAUUCCUCAGCAUCCCAAUUACCACCUCCUUCGAACAAGUACCUCGACCCAUCACCACCUCAGGUGGAUGCGUCUAAAGCUCCUGGCUACCGAGGAAAUGUGGUCUGUUCACCCGUCUCUAAACCUGUCUCGGUAGCUGCUACUGCUCCUACUCCUUCGUACUUCCCCCCUCCCACGGACCUCCGACCACCUCCCCUCUACCAAGGUGGUGGCAAUCAGGAGCUGGAGUUUCAUCCGGCAGCAUCUCGCCUCAACCCAAGGGCACCUGAUUUUUCGACUCAGGCUAUCAAGCCUGUCUACCCUUACCUUGGCCAGGUGCUUCCUCCCGGCACGGGAAACAUUUCUUUUGCCAGUGGCAAGUUCCCACCAAGAGGCGGUCAAGCAGGUGGUGUAGCGAGGUGGCCUUUUGCAGGACCGCCACCACCUGCACCACAGGCUCCGCAACAACCGCAGUAUCAACCCGACCUCGAUGCUGCAUCCUCUCCUUCCUCACCUCAGCAUGAUGACAGGAAGAUUCCGAGGCCCAUAGGUACCGAAAGGGCAUCUUGGAAGAACUUUGCAUCAAGCCAAGAGGUAGAGAUGACACCGUCCUGGAUGUUAGAGGCUGCCGCCGGUAAGAUUCCAGGCUGGAACGGAAUGGUGGCCCCAGCGCCCGGCCAGGGUGGAGGCUUGGAACGUGCGGCUCAUCACAUGUUCAGGCCUAACCCUCCCGCUGGAGUCCCGUUCUCCAGGAUACCAUUACCCGAUGACAUCUCCCAUAUUAUAGACAAUCCACCGUACCAAAGUGGCCUAGACGGGAGCCAAUACAACGGUGCACUCCUCCACAGCCUGCCCGUACUGGCGCACUAUGGUUCUGCUGUCCCCGACCUCCAUGAACCACAAUGGGAGCCAACAAGGCUUCCUCCUAUUCAGAUCCAAGACCUCCAUCCAGAUAAAACCCACGUUAGUUUCUUGAUUUUAUUUUUAAACGGAAUGACUACAUUUUGUUCUAAAUCACAAGUACAAUUUUCUUUAUAAUCUUAUAUUUUAUUUUGCUUUAGGGUUGGACGGCGAAAUGGAGCCAUUAAGUGCACACUUUCACAGAUUACUAGUAUAUGCGGACAGGGUGGGGGACUGCUCCAGUGCGGUUGGUGAAUACUUCACAGUGCUUCUUAUUUUGUGUUGCUUUUUGCCCACACGCUAAGGGCAAAUCCCCUUAUAAACCGCUGUUCCCACUAUUAUUUAAGAGGAUUCAUUUAUUUUGUAAAUAUAUUAUCUAUAUAUAUAUAUAUAUAACUAUCUUUCUCUUUUCUCUCUUCUCGAAUACGACUUAUAUAAAAGAAAAGUCACAAUGUAAGUUUGUUAAUUAAAAAGAUUGAUAUAAAAGAGCUGCCACUUAUAGUUAUGUGACUAUAUACAUAUAAUAUAUAUAUAGAUUACAAUUUUGAAAAGAAUAUUGGUAUUUGAUUAUAUUUCCCAUUUUCAGGUAGUGAGUGUAAAUGCUUCUUGUACUAUUUUAUUUUUUCUUUUCCUUUUUUUUUCUUUUUUUUUUUUUUUUAGUAUAUGGGAUCUUAUGGUCUUGUGUUUUUCUAUUGUUUUAAAGAUAUAAAGGAAUUAAAAUUAAAAAAGAAAGAAGCAAAUAUUUCAAUAUUGUGAACUGCUAUACUAUGUCUAGCUUGUCAAAGAUGAAAAGAAUGAUAUAAUUCUACUAUUAUACCACAGUAGUACGGCUGCGAAUUUAGGGGUAAUGGAGGGGCCUGGUCUGUCCCAGAAUUAGUCAGGUUAGGAAUUUAAAUGUGCCAGAGCUAGUGAGAACUGGUUUUUACCAGGGCUAGCUCUUUUGGACAAUUAUGUAUCUAUAUUGCUUGUACAUGAAGACUAAAAAUAUAUCUUUAUGCACUGACUCCUUGUUUUAAUAAUGCUACCCUUUUUUUUUUUUUUUUUUUUU
Nezara viridula (southern green stink bug) is the source of this 10776-nucleotide messenger RNA. The record is from the annotation of a GenBank genome assembly. NCBI's taxonomy places the organism in Eukaryota, Metazoa, Arthropoda, Insecta, Hemiptera, Pentatomidae.